Komagataella phaffii GS115 is the source of this 1110-nucleotide messenger RNA. RefSeq names its product Nonessential protein of unknown function. The record is from RefSeq and is a predicted model, not a curated record. The coding region runs from base 1 to 1110 and encodes 369 amino acids. Lineage: Eukaryota; Fungi; Ascomycota; Pichiomycetes; Pichiales; Pichiaceae. The transcript has a single exon.
AUGCCCACAGAAUUAGAGGAACUAGUUGAAUUUUUGCAUUCACCUCAGCAUGCAGUGAAACAGAUAGCUUUGGAUAACCUGGUGCAGUUUUCUCCAGCAAAUGCUAAUCCAAAACUGUUCGCCUAUGACAAUUAUAGACCAAUCAAAGAUUUGAAAGAGAUAGCUUUAAAACGACCCGAAACAACGACAACUAUUAUGGUCGGGCAUGCGGUUACUAUUUUGGCUAAUCUCUGUAGUGAUACUGAAAUGAGAAGGCUGAUCACGGAGGACGAUGCAUUUAUACAAUUUGUUGCCUCGUCAAUCAUCGACCUAACUAACCGAAACGCUGAUUUGUUUUGUAUAUUGUUGGCAAACAUGGCUAAGUUGGAUUACAUCACCAGAAUUUUUGACAUGGACAUUUCGGGUGUUUCCAAGGAUGACGCUUUCACUAGUUCAAACAUAAUGGAUUGCCUGAUGGACUGUUUUGUCAAAGGUGCAGACAGAUCUUUAAAUGUAAAUGCAAACUUUGAUUAUUUGGCUUACUUCUUUGCUGAUAUUUCAAGAUUCAAGCACGGAAGAGACUACUUUGUGACUGAGCAAGACUAUGAUAAUGUUGUUCCCAUUUCAAAGUUGUUGGUUUUCACAGAGAAGUAUGAUUCCAAAGUGAGACGAGAAGGAGUAGCUUCAACAAUUAAGAACUCCUUAUUCGACACUGAAAAGCAUAUGAAGCUGCUCACUGAUGAAGCCAUCAAUCUGCUACCAUACAUACUUUUACCGAUUGCUGGGUCUGAGGAGCUAGAUGAGGAAGAAAUGUUCAACUUGCCAGAAGAAUUGCAACUACUGCCUGCAGACAAAAAGAGAGAGCCAAUAAGUGACAUUAUUGCUGUUCAUCUGGAAAGUUUACUAUUGUUGUGUGUAACAAGAGAAGUCAGAGAAUUAUUAAGAGAAAAAUCUGUUUAUCCUUUAAUCAGGGAACUUCACAAAGUCACAAAGGAUGAACUAGUGGCAGAACUUUGUGACCGUUUGGUACAAAUGUUAAUGAGAGACGAAGCACCAACUACUCAAGAGGUGGACGCAAUGAACAGCGAUGAAAGCGAUGAUGAUGAGGACAGAAUUGUAGAAGUUGCAUAA